CAAGCUCUCUUUUAAGACGAAUCCCCAUGCACAUUCUGUGGAACGGCUAUCUCGAUAUAUCCAAUUCCUCACUCAAAUCCCACAUCGAAAGCGAAAUCCAAUCCCUGAAUCAGAAGAUCAAACACUUGGCUAACAAUGGAUUCUUUGACAAAGCUCUUCAUCUCUACCAACAUCUUCGUGUUUCCGACACAAAGCCCGACCGCUUCACAUUCACUUACGUGCUCAAGUCCUGCGUUGGCAUAUCAACCAUGGCCGGAGGCACGUCGAUCCAUUCACACAUCAUAAAAUGUGGCUUUGAACACAACCUCUUUGUCAUGAAUUCUGUUGUGGAGAUGUACUCUAGAUUUGGCUUUUUAGCCUCUGCUCGUCAAGUUUUCAACGAAAUGCCUCAGAGGAGUUUGGUUUCAUGGAAUUUGAUGAUUUCUGGUUAUGGGACAAAUGGUUAUCCUGAAGCAGCACUUGAGCUCUGUAGUUCGAUGAAGCAUCAUGGAAUGGCUUUAGAUAAGGUGGGCUUAAAGAUUGUUCUACCAAUUUGUGGACAUGUUAAAGCUUUCAAACUCGGCAAAUCCAUUCAUGCCCAUGUGGUUUUGUUGGGUUUGUCUCGGGACACAGCUAUAUCAACUGCUGUCUUGGACAUGUAUGCAAAAUGUGGAGAACUGGACAUCGCCGAGCAGAUCUUUGAUGAGAUUUUAAACAAGGAUGUGGUGAGUUGGAAUGCGAUGAUUACUGGGUAUUCGCAAAUCGGAAAACCCAAACUGGUGCUUGAGCUCUUCAAUGGGAUGUUAUCUGAAGGCUGCAAGCCCAGCAUUCCUACCAUGCUGCUUUCACUUCAAGCUUGCACUCACUUAUCAUUUCUUCAUAUGGGGAAGACUGUCCAUGGCUUUAUUAUAAGGCUUGGUUUCAGUUCGGAUGUUUCUAUAAAGGGCCUUCUCAUAGACAUGUACUCCAAAUGUGGAGAACUGGGUUCUGCUUGUUGUGUCUUCAGCGAAAUAUCUGAAGGAAAUGUUAGUUCAUGGAGUUGCAUGAUUAAUGGUCUUGGUAUGCAUGGAUAUGGGAAGGAGGCUCUAAUGGCUUUCUUCGGAAUGUUGAAGAGAGGUAUUGUUCCUGAUGACAUCUGCUUUCUUCUGCUAUUAGCUUCCUGCAGCCAUUGUUGUUUGAUUACCGAAGGGCGAAAGAUGUUUUAUUAUAUGGUAACACAGUUUGGUGUUCGACUGAACAUGGAGCAUUAUGCCAGCAUGGUUGAUCUUAUUGGACGGGCAGGAUGUAUUGAAGAAGCAUUGGGGUUUAUACAUGAGAUGCCAAUGGAACCAGACUGCAGUGUGGUGGGGGCUUUCCUUGGAGCAUGUAGAAUUCAUGGGCACUUGGAGAUGGGGAAGGUGUUUGAGGAGUGCCUGGUGGGAUCAGGAUGGACAAUUGCAGGAUUUUACAAGCUUUUGUUGAGCAUUUAUGCAGGCAAGGACCGUUGGGAUGAAGUGAUGAAGAUCAGAAGUGUGAUGGAGGAAAAGAAAGUAAAAGGCAUUUCUGGAUGUAGUUUAAUUGAAUUGAACAGAUAGGUUCAUGCUGAAGAUACUAUAUCAAGAUACAGAAUUUCUUGUGAACAUAAAACAUGAGCAUCAAGUUAUAGCACUAACUGGCUCUAACAAUCACACCUUGUUUGAUGGUAGAAGUCAUCAUGGUUACAUAUCAGUAUCUAGAGGUCCUUAGCAGACACCAAUGCAGGCUUUGCUAUAGGUAGUGUCUUCAUUUUGUAAUAUCUCCUUAAAAAGGUGCAGAGAUUGAAUUGUA
Molecule: messenger RNA, 1785 nt
Organism: Elaeis guineensis (African oil palm)
Lineage: Eukaryota; Viridiplantae; Streptophyta; Magnoliopsida; Arecales; Arecaceae
Product: putative pentatricopeptide repeat-containing protein At3g11460, mitochondrial
Biological process (GO): RNA modification
Molecular function (GO): protein binding; RNA binding
Source: RefSeq, a predicted model, not a curated record